Messenger RNA from Drosophila novamexicana, 3017 nucleotides. Its product is annotated as aminopeptidase N. The record is from RefSeq and is a predicted model, not a curated record. Gene Ontology annotation, biological process: proteolysis; peptide catabolic process. The coding region runs from base 1 to 2967 and encodes 988 amino acids. NCBI's taxonomy places the organism in Eukaryota, Metazoa, Arthropoda, Insecta, Diptera, Drosophilidae. The transcript has 6 exons. Gene Ontology annotation, molecular function: zinc ion binding; metalloaminopeptidase activity; peptide binding. Gene Ontology annotation, cellular component: cytoplasm.
AUGUUUACUCCGUGUGCUAGUAUUAUAAUUGUGCUGGUUGCGGCACUCGGCUGGUCGCAGGAGGCUGUGGCAGUUGAGGCAGUGGCAACGGCAACGACAACCCCAUCGCCACAUCUGCUGUCCACGCGAUCGCUGCGCCUGCCGAACGAUACGUACCCAUUGAGCUAUCAGCUGGACAUUAGCACUAAUAUACAUCUUGGGGAUUGGCGCUUUAGCGGAAAUACCACCAUAGACAUUGAGAUUAGGCGUUCAACGAAUGAGAUUGUGCUACAUGCAAAGAACUUGAGCGAUAUUCAGAUAACGCUGCGACUACUUGACCCACACAUGCCAGAGGCUUUGGGUGAACUUGUGGAUGAUAUUACGCAUACGUAUGAUCCGCAUACCACAUUUCUCAUCGUACAUCCGCUCGUUAACUAUCAGGCCUUUGAGGCCGGACAGCGAUAUCGACUGCACAUCUCCUACACGGGCCUGAUGGGCACUCGUCCUAAGGGUCUGUAUUGGAUGGCCUAUGAGGAGCUGCUCAACAAUCGGACUGUCUAUGUGGCAGCCACCCAAUCGGAACCGACAUAUGCACGUUUGAUCUUCCCCUGCUAUGAUGAGCCCGCCUUUAAGUCCAACUAUAGCAUCAGACUGACUCACAGCAGCAGCUUGAUGGCAGUUUCAAAUAUGCCAGUGCUCGAGGUGCUAAAUCAUGGCGAGCUGACAACAACCACUUUCCAGACUACACCGCCCAUGUCCACAUAUUUGGUGGCAUUUGUUAUCUCCAAUUUUGAGCACAUCUCGGAGACGUAUCGCGGCGUUACGCAGAGCAUCUAUUCCUCGCCCACAAGCAAGGACAAGGGUCGCACCGCACUAAAGAAUGCAGUGCUUACUGUGGCCGCACUGGAGGAUUACUUUGGUGUCCGAUACUCGCUGCCCAAGUUGGAUCACGUGGCGCUUAAAAAGAACCAGGGCGCUGCCAUGGAGAAUUGGGGUCUAAUCACCUUCCGGGACGAUAGUCUGCUAUCACUGGAUGUAACGGACAAGCACAAGCGUUUAAAAAAUAAACUAAUGCAGAAUCACGAGAUAUCGCAUCAGUGGUUCGGUAAUCUGGUGUCGCCGGAAUGGUGGUCCUACGUCUGGAUAAACGAAGGCUUUGCCACCUACUUUAGCUAUGUUAUAACUGAUUUGCUGCAUCCCGAAGACAGGGUCAUGGAUAUAUUUAUCAGAGAUGAAGCGGAGCAUGCUUAUAGCUACAGUAGUUUCUUUGAUGUGCGCCCAAUGACAUACUACGUGGAAACCGAGCCGGAUAUUAUGCAUGUCUUUGAUAUUAUAAGCUAUAAGCGUGCCGCCUGCGUCAUCAAGAUGUUUCAUCACGCCUUCCAUCAGAAGACCUUUGUGCAGGGAAUUAGCCGUUAUCUGAAGAAAUUCCAAUACAGCGUUGUCAGCGAGCAGGAUCUGUUCGAUGCCAUCCAGGAGUCCGUGCUGGAAGAUGAACAAUUCCUGCAACAAUCCUGGGCGCAUAUGGUGCGUGACAUCAUGCUGUCCUGGACGCACAGUGAAUGGCUUCCCAUUGUCUCGGUCAUACGGAACUAUGAGAACGAUACAAUCACCCUGAGGCAACGUUCGAUACACUCAAAGAGUGAGCACUGGUGGAUACCACUGAACUUUGCCAGCGCCCAGUCGCCCAGCUUUGAGCAUACGCAUGCCGAGUACUUUAUGCCGCCGGUCAUGGAGCAUACGUUGAGUCUGGAGGAACUGCAGCUGCAGCUGGGAGGACGCGACUGGCUGAUUGUUAAUAAACAGCAGACGGGCUUCUAUCAUGUGCUCUAUGAUACGGACAAUCUGCAGGCAAUUGCACGGCAGCUCCAACAGAAUCAUUCGCUUAUACAUGCCAUGAAUCGCGCGGCGCUAUUUCAGGAUCUGGCUCCACUGAUCGAACGCAAUGAGCUCGAAUCGGUUGAUGUGAUCUUUGAGCUGUUCAAGUAUUUGAAAUUUGAGGAAGAUCUAACGCCCUGGAGUCAGGUGGCCAACACCAUAGAGUUUCUCGACUGCAAUCUCUAUGGCACCACAGCCCAUUCGCUGUUUAAGCAGUUCGUGCGUCGUUUGGUUGCGCCCACAUUUCUGCGUCUCUUCCACAAACAUGAUACUGCAGAGGCAACCAUGGAUAUACUGGCACGCUCCGAUAUCUUGCACAUGGCCUGCCGUGUGGAUAUGCCCGAAUGCCUGGACUAUACGCAUCGGCUGGCGCAUGAGUAUAUCUUCAAGAAUAAUAACUUUGAGAGCGAUUAUCCGGAUUAUUAUGCCAUGCACGAUAUUAUAUUGUGCAUGGGUGUGCGACACCUGAGCGAUGAGGAGUUCGGCAGGUUAAUCGAUUUGCUGCAUGUUACGGAUCGAAAUUCUGCCUAUUAUGAUGAUAUGAUUUAUUCGCUGCGCUGCACACAAAGUCAUCAGCAUAUGCGACACUAUUUGAAUCUGUUGCUGGGCGAGAAUUCCACGUAUACUUUGCUGAACGAACGGGAGGCUAUGAUGUAUUUGUCCUAUGUAUUCAAAUCGAAUAUGGCGGCACGUUCGGUUAUCUGGCAUUUUAUAGACCAGAACUACAAGUUGCUCGCUCGAUCCACCUUCUUUGUGCAGCUGUUUAAUGAUAUUACCGAAUUCGUGCCAGAGCGUCAAAAACACCAUUUUGCCACGUUGCGUCAAAAUAUUGAAAUGUAUCUGCAACUGGAGCAUCUCAGUCCCAAGCAGCCUUUGAUAUCUAUAGACUCGCGGCGGGUGGGCAAGAAGAUGCGCAACAGCGAACAAUUUUUGGAGAAAUUCGAGCGCCAAAUACACAAUUGGCUGCUCAAGGAACUGUCCCCAGCUGGCAGUGAAAACACCUAUACAGCAUCUCUCAGCGUGGCCAACGGGUCCAAUCGACCCGCAGGCCUAUUGAGUGCGGCCAGCAAAAUGGUACGCAGUGCGUUACGCGUAAAGCUGCAGUUUUAGCCAUUGUAUUAAGUGUAUAAUUUAAGUCGAAAGUUAACUAAAAUAAAUUU